Chrysoperla carnea is the source of this 1725-nucleotide messenger RNA. Its product is annotated as fatty acyl-CoA reductase wat-like. The record is from RefSeq and is a predicted model, not a curated record. The transcript is spliced from 9 exons. Gene Ontology annotation, biological process: long-chain fatty-acyl-CoA metabolic process. Gene Ontology annotation, cellular component: peroxisome. NCBI's taxonomy places the organism in Eukaryota, Metazoa, Arthropoda, Insecta, Neuroptera, Chrysopidae. Gene Ontology annotation, molecular function: alcohol-forming very long-chain fatty acyl-CoA reductase (NADP+) activity. The coding region runs from base 131 to 1711 and encodes 526 amino acids.
AUGUUUUGUAACCGAUGUGUAUUUUAAAAUGUAAAUAAUGUGGUUACUGAAAGUAAAGGUGAAUAUUGUUAUAAGUUAACAAUAUUAUUUCAAAGACGAUAUAAAAUGUUUUAAAACUGAAAGAAAAAAAAUGCCAAGUAAUCCAGAAAGAUAUGCCGAUGGGGCUGAUUUAACACCGCCACCGACGGGACCUGGUCAAAUAACUCAAACAUUCGACGAGUCUACAAUACUUAUUACGGGAGGAACAGGUUUUCUUGGACAGAUUCUAGUAAAUAAAUUACUAUACACAUGCAUAAAAAUAAAGAAAAUUUUUUUAAUAAUACGACCAAAGAAAGGAAAAAGUUCUGAAGAUCGUUUAGAAGAAAUGUUUGCAAGUAUGAUUUUUGAUAAAAUGAAGCAAAACGUUCGAAAUUAUCGUGAAAAAGUUAUUGCAAUAAAUGGUGAUUGCAGUUUAAGUAAUUUAGGAUUAACAGAAGAUGAUCGUCUAACUCUAAUACGAGAAACAAAUUUUAUAUUUCAUUGUGCGGCGACCAAAAAUUUUAAUGAAAAUUUACGAUUAGCUGUUCAAAUUAAUGUACGCGCGGUUCGAGAUUUAAUUAAUAUGGCAUCGAAAAUGCAAGAGCUUAAGGCUUUUUUACAUUUAUCCACUUUAUAUGCAAAUUAUCCAAACAAAGAAAUUGAUGAAAAAUUUUACAAUGUUCCAAUGCAUUAUGAAAAAUUAAUAUCAUUAGUAAGUGUAUUAGAUGAUCACAAUUUAAAAUUAAUUACACCCAGUUUAUUAGGAAAAUGGCCAAAUGUAUAUUUUUUUACAAAAGCUAUGGCUGAAAAUGUAAUUCGAGAUUCUAAUGAAGAGGUACCAAUUACCAUAGUGAGACCAUCAAUUGCUGUCGCAACAUUAUUAGAACCUGUAGCAGGAUGGAUCAAUAAUUCUGAUGGACCUACAGGAAUACUAUGCGGUAUUGAAAUGGGUUUGUUGCAUACACUUUUUACAAAUAGUGAUACAUUAAUGGAUAUUAUACCAGCUGAUUAUAUUAUUAAUUUAAUUAUCGCUGCUGUUUGGGAUGUUUCAUAUACAAGAAAAGUAACAGAAAAUCAUGAAGUUUUAACGAAAACUCCACCGAUUCCAAUCUACAAUUUUUUACCAUCAAGCUGUAAUCCAUUGACAAGUGCUCAAUUCCUUGAAAAUGCUAAAAAUGCAAGCUCAGAAAUACCAAGUAUGAAACAAUUGUGGAAACGAUUUUGUCGUAUUACAUCGAAAAAAUAUGUGCUUUUAUUCUAUCUGUUUGCAUUUCAUUAUAUGCCAGCAUUUUUAAUUGAUGCAACAUUAUUUAUUACUGGGAAAACGCCAAAACUAAUUUCUGCAUACAAUCGACUACAUAAAUCAGUAAAAUCAAUGGAAUUUUUACAUAACAAACAUUGGUUAAUACGUGAUACCAAAACCCAAAAAUUAUUUAAAAAAUUGUGUGAUGUCGAUCGAUUGAACUUCAAUUUUGAUUUAAGCGAAAUGCGUUGGGAUGUAUACUUUUUAAUAUAUAUGCGUGGUAUACGUGUAUAUUUAUUAAAUGAUCCAUUAGAUACGAUCCCAAAGGCACAAGAACGUAACUUAUUCUUUAAAAUUGCUCAUUAUUUAUUAUGUCUAUCACUUGUUACUUCAUCAUAUAAAUUAUUUUCAAUCGUUUUUUCAGAAAAAUUUGUUAAUUUUUAUGAUUAAGGAUGUACGAGUGU